UUAUCUCUGCAUUUGAUUGUAAUGAUGGUCCACAAUCCACCUUUAAGGUUAUUGCAUAAUCAGUGUUUGUCAAGAGGGAGUGUGUGAGUGCUUCCAGGGCCGAACCUGAAGCAGGACAUUUUUAUAUUCUGAUAGUAAUAAGUCCACGAGACAUUUUCAUAAAGUGUUAUUCAUAUAAAACAGCUGGAGUAAAUCAGUUCACAGGAAUGCAGGUCGGUGAUGGUAUUGUGUGUGAUCUGUGUUUAGUCUGCAUGUGUAUCACACCGUCUCCUGCCGGGGAAGUGGGCGGGCAUCUUAUUGCUUUCGAAUUCACUUCAGUUUUGUUUUGCACAAGUUUCUGCGAGAGCCGGCUGGCAGCUGUGUUUUUAUCCAGUGGAAAACUUGAAGUUGAAUGAUAUGGAGAUUUUUUCGCUAGUGGGGACUCAGGAGAUGUCUGGGAACAACACGCCGGCCCCCUGCGGGCCCAUCGACAUUAACUUUACGCACACCUUCCUGCCGUCCGCGUUCGUCACGGUGUUCGUGGUCGGGACGCUGUCCAACAUCUGGGGACUAAGAAGCCUGUGCAACAGCUGGAACAACAUCGGGAACAUUAACAUCUUCAUGUUCAACCUGGGGGUGGCGGACCUUCUGUACCUGUUCACCCUGCCUUUCCUCGUGCACUAUUACAUAAGGAAGAGCAGCUGGGAGUUCGGCCAGCCUUUCUGCAAGGUGACCCGCUUCUGCUUUAACCUCAACCUGUACGGCAGCAUUGGCUUCCUCACCUGCAUCAGCAUCUACAGGUACCUGGGCAUCGUGCACCCCAUGCGGGUCAUGGGGAGGAUCAGCAGCCGACACUCGCUGGCCGUCAGCGCGCUGGUCUGGCUGCUGGUCAUCAUCCAGAUCCUCCCUGAUAUGUUUUUCGACAAGAAUAAUCCAAAAUCCACAAACUCGUGUUAUGACACCACCUCUAACGAGCUGAUCGAAGAAUACCUGCCCUACAGCGUCGGCUGGACCGUCACAGGGUUUGCCAUCCCCCUGGUGAUCAUUCUGCUCUGCUACGGACACGUUGUUGUGGUUCUCGCCAAAAAAUCAUCUAACGUCAACCCUGUGCUGAAGCAGCGGUGUGUGAAACUGGUGGUGGUUCUGGUGAUUCUGUUCUCCAUCUGUUUCAUCCCUUACCAUGUCUUUCGGAAUGUUAACCUGAAAAUCAGGAUUUUGAAACAGAGUGGGGAUUGCCGCGCCAGUUUCCGAAACAUCUACAUUGCACAUCAAGUGGGCAGAUUCCUGGCUAGUCUGAACAGUGCCAUAAACCCGCUGAUCUACAUCGUGGGGAAUGAUGACUUCCUAAUGAGGAUCCACCGGGUCAGUAACCGGGCCCGGAUGUCUCUGGCCGGUCUGACAGGAGCUGCGCGUUACCGCAGACCGAUUUUAGACGCACAAUUCUUCACCCUAGACACAAAUCCGUGAGUCGCUGUGUUUCUUGCACCGCCAGAACUUCCACAUUUCCGGGAACAAAGUAUGAUGAAUGAUGAUUGGCAGGACAUUAAGUCUAUUAUCUAGCAGUACCAGUCAUCAGGUCACCAAGGCGACGGCACAGAGACAAUCUGAUGACCUUCUGGAAAACUGUAUCUGCAGACUGAAUUAUAUCAGAAGAACUGUUUGUUUUGCAGCUGAAGCUCCUGUUUGCAUCACAUUUAAUGCUCUAAUGUAGGCCUAUUGCAUCAAGUAUUUUUGAUAUGCGCCUUGGCGCUGACCAUAUUUUGCACUUUCUGUGUGUGACUGUUUGUGCUUCAGAGCUGAUUGUUCUGUACAGUGCAGGAAACGUUCGGUCCAAUACAUGUUUGGACAUGGCAGUGUGUGGGCCUGCCUUGGCGCUUUAAUUAAGCCUUUAAUAUAGCCUACUUAGCAGUGGAUUGAAAUUCCACUGUGCAUGUGACCGUGCCACAUCUCUUAAUUGCACGUUUGUUUAGAGAAACUGGAACUGGAAAAGGAACUGCAACAGUGAUUUUCACUGUUGCAGUUCCUUUUCCAGUUCCAGUACAGAAUUAGGAAAUAUUCUAAACCGCAGUAAAAAUACAAUUAAUACGCCGUCCUGUAUUCAUGUGUUCAAGUCACAAAUUAAUACACUUAUAGUGCAGAGGGCCGCCUGUCUAAAGGAAAUACUGUUUUGUACUAUAGUGUUAGAUAAUUAUACACAGGUUAAUAUAUAUUACGUUUUUAUGAAAGCAUUUAAGAGAGUGUUCAUUCCUCUUUAUGAUCAUUUUGUGCUACUGUUAAACUGUUUUGCAUUAUACAAAUAUGUGUUUCUGUUAUUUUGUCCAGCCCAUUUUGAUCAGAUAAGGCAAACAGAAUCCUUACUGACUUGUGUAUUAGACAGGACAUUUUCAUGUAGAUAUAAUAAACUGGCUACUGUUUUUAUACAUAUAUGGCUGAAACUCAU
Molecule: messenger RNA, 2419 nt
Organism: Trematomus bernacchii (emerald rockcod)
Lineage: Eukaryota; Metazoa; Chordata; Actinopteri; Perciformes; Nototheniidae
Product: P2Y purinoceptor 1-like
Exons: 1
Coding region: 397-1446 (349 amino acids)
Biological process (GO): G protein-coupled receptor signaling pathway
Cellular component (GO): membrane
Molecular function (GO): neuropeptide receptor activity
Source: RefSeq, a predicted model, not a curated record